AUGUGUAAGUGUAUGAGUGGGAGGGAAUGUGGGGGUUCGGGAGUAUGUGAUUGCGGAUAUGCUGGGGGUGAUGCGGGAAUGUGUGACUGCGAGGGAAAGCAAAAAUGCGGACGUGUGGGUGAGGUGGUAAGUCGGAAAUGUGUGGAUGUAAGGAUGCGUAUUGUAAGAACGUGUGAGUGCGAGGAGGUGUGGGUUGUGCGUAAGGAUAUACGAGUGAUGUUGUGUGUGGAUACGAUAAUGCACGGACAUGUGAGCGCGAAUGUGAGGAUGCGCGAGUGCGGAGAUCCAAGAACUCGUGAAUGUGGGAGUGUGGGCAUGCGGGGAUAUGCACAUCUCACUUAUACACGACCUCACUUACACAUUCCCGACUCACGCACCGCACCCAUACGUCCGCGUUUUUGA
Thelazia callipaeda (thelaziosis nematode) is the source of this 402-nucleotide messenger RNA. The record is from the annotation of a GenBank genome assembly. Lineage: Eukaryota; Metazoa; Nematoda; Chromadorea; Rhabditida; Thelaziidae.